Molecule: messenger RNA, 1880 nt
Organism: Trifolium pratense (red clover)
Lineage: Eukaryota; Viridiplantae; Streptophyta; Magnoliopsida; Fabales; Fabaceae
Product: exonuclease V, chloroplastic-like
Exons: 7
Coding region: 261-1490 (409 amino acids)
Biological process (GO): interstrand cross-link repair
Cellular component (GO): nucleus
Molecular function (GO): single-stranded DNA 5'-3' DNA exonuclease activity
Source: RefSeq, a predicted model, not a curated record
AUAAAUUGUGUGAGUGUGUGUAGGAGAGGAGAUUAGUUGUGUUCUUUGUUCUUGUGUGUGUAGUAACAGUAAUAGUAAAGUUGGUAGCAGUGAGUCUUGUGUUGAAGCAAUCUGUGUUCUUUCCGUGUGGUGAAGUGAAUGAAUGAAUGAGUAAGAAAAAGCCACAACCAAUUUGAACCCCAAACGACACACACAUACACCGUUUUCAACGGUCAUUUUUUUACCAUCAAAGAGUGUGGUCAAAGCAAGGAACACCAAACAUGGCCGAAACAUCCUCAUCAGACAACAACAACAAUAUUCCAAUCGAAAUUGUUAGCGACGAAGAAAUGGCUUUCAUAGAAGCAGCUUAUGCUUCUAUUUCUUCUUCUUCUUCUGUUUUGUCUCGUUCUCUUUCUUCUUGUUGUUCUUCUUCAACACCUUCUUCUUCUCCUCGUCUUUUUCAUCAAAACAAUGUUCUCUCCAUUAAUUCAAUCACCCUUUUAUCAAAACGAAAGCUUUCAUCAUCAUGUGGUGCUGGUGAUAUUGAAGAUACUCUUAAAUUUGUUAAUUCACAGAAAAAACCCAAUCUUUCUGAUUCCUUUCUCCGUCGUUUUAGAAAGAAACGUGCUUUGUCCGUCACUGAUCUUACUUCCACGGAAUGGUGCCCUAAACAAAUGGAAUUUACACUCACUCUUGGAGGGCGAAAGGUCAAUCAAUUUAUGAAAGCUGGCAUUGCUCGACAUGCAAAACUUGAAGCAGAGGUUAUAAAACGGGUGGAAGUAAAGAUCCAAUCACAAGAAGAUCGCUGGGCCCUGAAGUUUCUUAAUUUUAUAAGUGGCGUGAAUCAAUUAUUGUUUGAAGGAUUAACUCGGGAACUGCCGAUAAUAGGCUUUGCAGAAGAUAUAUGGAUGGUGGGGGUGAUUGACGAGGUUCGGAUGCCAUUAACCGAAAAUGAUCAUAAUCCAAUACUAAUUGACACAAAGACUCGUGCUCGAGAUACACUUCCGGCUGAACCACAACGAAGAAACGGAAGGCUUCAAUUGAUGUGUUACAAGUACAUGUGGGACAAUUUAGUUUCUGAUAACUUUCCUUCUAAAAACUUUUUUACUUAUUUUGGCUUAAACCCUCGAAGUAUUCUAUGUGAAGAUCUCAAAGUGUUAAGUGCUGACUCUGGAUUUUCUGCUUCGACCCUUGAUGAUGUGGUGAGAUAUUACAGAAAUACUUAUAUGAUGUUGUCCCCGGCUAAUGAUCAGCUUUUGUUGAGAUACGAGUAUCAGAAAGAUCAUUCGCUGCUUUGCGAAGAUAAAUUUACGUAUGAUUCUGAGUGGCUAAAGAAUCAAAUUAGUUCUUGUCUUGAGUUUUGGCUUGGAGAGCGAGAAGCCGCCUAUGUUCAUGAGGAGGAGCGUUGGAAAUGUCGAUUCUGUCAAUAUGCCACCGUCUGUCCUGCAUAUACCGAUAGUAAGGGAAUGAAUGCCGAUACAAGCAAUGAUUCAAAAGCCAAAGAAGUCUAGAUAUCUAAUGCUGAAUCUGACGAUGCUGUUAGCUUCCUCAAUAACGGUUGAAAACAAGAAAAAGAAUGAUACUUCAACCGGGUUGUCAAUAAUAAAGGUUUUCCCCUGAUGACACCUCGUGAAAUUUCUCAUUUCUUGUCCCGCCUUUAUUCGGAUCGGUGCAACCGCAGGCGAUCUUGCUGAUUAUAACUUAUAGGCCUAUUAGGUUUACUGUAACCAUUGUCUCAUUCAUUUAUCCAAUGAAUUGUUGUUGUAGUAGCAUGUCAAUUAUUUUUGUAACUACAAAUAAUACAUUGUCAUCAUGUAUAAAGUAAGUUUGUUUUGGAUGAUUAGUGUAAAAUUUGUAUUGAUAUUAAUAUAUUAUCAAAGGCACCAGCAAAGAUGGAUGUG